Molecule: messenger RNA, 2640 nt
Organism: Lithohypha guttulata
Lineage: Eukaryota; Fungi; Ascomycota; Eurotiomycetes; Chaetothyriales; Trichomeriaceae
Gene: YSH1
Product: endoribonuclease ysh1
Exons: 2
Coding region: 1-2640 (879 amino acids)
Biological process (GO): mRNA 3'-end processing by stem-loop binding and cleavage
Cellular component (GO): mRNA cleavage and polyadenylation specificity factor complex
Molecular function (GO): RNA binding; 5'-3' RNA exonuclease activity; RNA endonuclease activity
Source: RefSeq, a predicted model, not a curated record
AUGGCAACGAAACGAAAAGCCGCCGCCAUGAGCGGCGCUACGGAAGAUGAAGACCCCGUCGACCCAUCGGACGAACUGACUUUCAUUGGUUUGGGAGGAUGUCAAGAAGUGGGCAGAUCCUGCCAUGUUCUUCAGUACAAGGGCAAGAUUGUUAUGCUUGAUGCUGGCAUGCACACUGGUCGUGAGGGUAUGGCUGCUAUGCCUUACUUCGACGAUUUCGAUCUUGGAACAGUCGAUAUUCUACUUAUCAGUCACUUCCAUCUCGACCAUGCUGCAGCGCUUCCCUACGUUCUGUCAAAGACCAAUUUUCAAGGACGAGUUUUUAUGACGCACCCAACCAAGGCUAUCUACAAAUGGCUCAUUCAAGACUCUGUCAGAGUUAGCAAUACUUCCUCGACUUCCGAUCAAAGGACGUCACUGUACACUGAAGCGGAUCAUAUGUCUACGCUACCUAAAAUUGAGACAAUCGACUUCUACACCACUCACACUAUCAAUGGAAUUCAAGUCACUCCAUACCCAGCCGGUCAUGUGCUUGGAGCCGCUAUGUUCUUGAUCAACAUUGCCGGCCUCAAUAUAUUCUUUACAGGUGACUACUCAACAGAACAAGAUCGACAUCUGGUCGCUGCGGCAGUUCCGGACCCAAAGAAGGUUGGCAAGAUCGACCUCCUGAUAUCAGAGUCCACGUUCGGUAUAUCGACCGCUCCUCCGAGAGAAGAACGAGAAUUUGGUUUGUUAAAAUCAAUAACGAACAUUGUGAACAGAGGCGGAAAAGUGCUCAUGCCUGUCUUUGCACUUGGAAGAGCACAAGAAUUACUCCUCAUUCUUGAAGAUUACUGGGCAAGACAUCCUGACUUACAAAAGGUCCCCAUCUAUUAUACUGGACAAACAGCGAGAAAGUGUAUGGUGGUCUACCAAACAUAUAUCAAUGCCAUGAACGACAAUAUCAAGAGGAUAUUUAGGGAAAGAAUGGCGGAGGCCGAAGCUGCUGGUAAUGCUAAAGGUCUCAGUUCAGGACCCUGGGACUUUCGACACGUGCGAAGUCUGCGAAGCCUGGAUCGCUUCGACGACAUAGGUAGCUGCGUGAUGUUGGCGUCGCCCGGUAUGCUGCAGUCUGGCAUGUCACGCAUUCUGUUAGAGCGAUGGGCACCAGAUCAGAGGAACGGUGUGGUAAUGACAGGCUACAACGUCGAGGGCACCAUGGGUCGAACCAUUUUGUCGGAACCAGAUCAAAUACCAGCGAUCAUGAGUGGUACGACGAACGCACAAACUAUCGGACGCAGAAACCGAGAUGACGAAGCCGUUAUGAUACCUCGAAGGUGCUCAGUCGAGGAAUUCUCUUUUGCAGCCCACGUCACAGGGAAGCAGAACAUCGACUUCAUCGAAGCCAUACAUGCACCACACGUUAUCUUAGUGCAUGGAGAGAAGUCGCAAGCAGGAAGGCUGAAGUCAAGGUUGCUAGACAACAAUUCCAAGAGAUCAGCGAACAAUGCCGAGACACAACAGACAAAAGUCUAUAGUCCAGAGAAUGGUGCUGAAGUAAAAAUACCCUUCAGGAAGGACAAAAUUGCCAAAGUUGUUGGCAGGCUAGCACAAAUUCCCGCACCACAAGGUCCUGAUGACGAGAGAGUGAUAAGCGGCGUUAUGGUUCAAAAUGGUUUCAAGUUGAGCUUGAUGGCUCCUGAAGACCUUAGGGAGUAUGCUGGGUUGACAAGCACUACUGUGCUAUGCCGUCAACACAUUGUCCUGACCGCAGCCACUAUCGAGCUGAUCAAGUGGGCUUUAGAAGGCACGUUCGGUGCCAUCGAGGAGAUCGGACAGGUCAAGGCAGAGACGAACGGUGACAGUCACCCAGAGGACGGCGCAAAAAAAGAAGUGGAGACAAAGAUAGAGCAAGAGCAGGCGGAUGAGGAGUUCACAUCCGAACCUGCUCGUACCUUCCUUGUGAUGGGGUGCAUUCAACUGAAAUGGUCCGGUCGUGACAAGGAAAUCGAACUCGAAUGGGAAGGGAACACAAUGAAUGACGGAAUUGCCGACGCCGUCAUGUCUGUUCUGGCUACUGUCGAGUCAACUCGUGCUUCGGUCAAAUUCACGCAGAAGGAUGUCAAACACCACCAUCACAGCCACAGCCACGAUCACGAAACCAAGGAAGCCCUUUCGGAAGAGAUACAGAUAGCGAAGUCCACGAACGGGAUAACGAACGGUCAGGCCCAGCCAAGAGCCGUACGUAAUCAACUGGCAAACCUCAUACCCGAGGAGCGAUUCUCUCGUCUCACCAUGUUUCUGGAAGAGCAAUUCGGUAACAAUAUCGACCCCAUCGAGACUCCACGGAUUAGCCACCUCACACAGGUAGAUGGUAAGAGUCUCAAAGACGGGAAUGCGGAUUCUGAUGAGGACGAGGAGGACGUGGAAGAACGUAACGCCGCAUUGAUGGCGUCAGAGCGUGCUCGCUUAGCCGCUCUGGGAAUACCUGUCCCUGGUCUUCAGAUCAAGGUCGACAAAGUCAUCGCACGACUCUGGCUUGAUGAUCUGACGCUCGAGUGUCCAAGCAAGGUGUGGCGUGAGAGGAUCAUGGCUGUGGUUGAGCGAGCUGUUGAGACUGUGGCGCCUCUCUGGAGUGUUGGUGGUGGUUCAAGAGGAUAG